Exophiala aquamarina CBS 119918 is the source of this 3462-nucleotide messenger RNA. RefSeq lists its product as uncharacterized. The record is from RefSeq and is a predicted model, not a curated record. The transcript is spliced from 3 exons. Lineage: Eukaryota; Fungi; Ascomycota; Eurotiomycetes; Chaetothyriales; Herpotrichiellaceae. Bases 1 to 3462 code for a protein of 1153 amino acids.
AUGCCUUCUAAGAAGAAGGGGACCCCGGUCACCAAUGCUGCAAAACCUCAGGCUCUCCCUCUUACCCACGACUCCUCCAAGAAUGGCGAUACCACCGAAUCUGCUGCGGAACUUCCACAGCCUCAAAUAAACCGCAAGAAGCAGAAGAGACGGCAGAAGGAGGCUGCCAAACGAGCUGCCGAGAACGACAUCCCUUCAUCGAACGGACAGCAGCAGAACGGUAUCCUUCCUCCCAUCAAACAAGGUCGAGGCCCUGUCAAGGGUUAUUUUACCGAGGAGCCCGAUUAUAUCGAACCUCAAGAUCCUUCAACAUACCCCGAGCUUGGAAGCCCAGAAGAAGCCUUCUACAGCGGUGAUGAUGACCCAGCUUAUGCUCCCCAUGACGAGUCCCUGCAUGACAGCUCAUGGCUACAUACAAGCAAACGGAAGAAGUCCAAAAACAAAAAGAACCACCUGGAUGACUCAAAUCCCAUCUCAAGAACAUCAACCGCCUUGUCCCGUUCCAACAUUCCUCCCAUGUCCAAUGCCGCCAUUCGCGCUUCUCAUAAACUGUCAAAUGACCAGAUCUGGAAUACUUCUACUCAGGCUGAGCGAGAGAAUAUUAAGCAAUUUUGGCUGGAAUUGGGCGAGGACGAGCGGCGGUCGUUGGUCAAAGUGGAGAAGGAAGCCGUACUGCGAAAGAUGAAAGAACAGCAAAAACACUCUUGUAGUUGUUCGGUAUGUGGACGUAAGCGGACCGCGAUCGAGGAAGAACUUGAAGUCCUCUACGAUGCAUAUUACGAGGAACUCGAACAGUUUGCGAAUCACAACGGCGAUAUUUCGAACGCUCCCCAACUAAUGGCUCCCGCUCGGACACCAUUCAGACGAGUCGCUCAACCCAUGGCAGGCUCCUACCCUUCCCGGGGAAGAGUACAUGAGGUUGAUGAGGAUGAGGAUGACCUUGAGGACGACGACGAAUAUGACGAUGACGAUGACGAACCUUACAGCGACGAAGAAGGCGACUUUGACGGUCAUGGUCUACCUCCAGGUCCACCCGAUUUCUUCCAGUUUGGGAAUAGCUUGACGGUCAAGGAUGGCAUUCUUACUGUGGCAGACGAUCUGUUAAAGAACGACGGCAAGCACUUCAUAGAUAUGAUGGAACAGUUGGCUGAGAGGCGAAUGCAACGUGAGGAAGACAUUCGCUACCCUUCCUCUGCAUAUGCUCAUCGUGAUAUUCAUCAAGGUCACAAUCAUCCUCCUAUAGACGAUGAUGACGAUGAUUAUGACGACGAAGACGAUGAGGAGUACGAUAGCCAGGAGGAGGACGAUUUCGAGGGCGACGAAAUGGACUCCAUGACCGAAGAACAGCGAAUGGAAGAAGGUCGACGGAUGUUCCAGAUAUUUGCCGCUCGGAUGUUUGAACAACGUGUUCUAACGGCAUAUCGAGAAAAAGUUGCCGCCGAACGUCAAAAGAAAUUACUCGAAGAACUGGACGAAGAGUCUCGACUUGACAUCCAGCGAGAAGCAAAGAAAGCCCGUGAGGCUGCCAAGAAAAAGGAGAAAAAGCGACUCCAGAAGCAGGCCAAAGAUGAAGAAAAGGCUAAGAAGGAUGCUGAGAAGCUUGCUCAAGAAGAGUCUAUUCGGAAACUUGAAGAAAAGCGGGCAGAAGAGCAGCGUCGACGUAAGGAGGAGCAGAGAAAGAAGCGCGAAGCCGAGAAGAAAGCUGCCGAGGAAGACAGACUGAGGAAAGAGGCAGAAAAGCACCGAAAGCAGCAAGAACAGCGCGAGCGACAAGCCGAAGUCGAAAGAAAACAGCGUGAAGCGAAAGAACGGGAUCGCCUAAAACGAGAGGAAGCCAAGAAGAAAGAACGUGAUGAACGAGAAGCAAAAGAAACAGAGGCUAGAGAACGAAAAGCCAAGGACGACAAAGAGAAGAAAACCAAAGAAGACCAAGCCAGAAAGGAAGCAUCUGUGAGGACCGAGAAGGAAAGCAAAAACCAUGUUGGUCAACAUCUGCCUCAAAAGCACCAACCAGUGGCACUUCCACCUGGUCUACAUCCUGCUCCUAAGCCUUCAAACGUUCAGUCUCCUCAUUUCCAAAUUGCAACACCUGUUGUCCCUCCCAAAGUUCCGACACCCGGUCGAAAUCGGCAGACUUCUCAACCCGGACAUCAAUCACACGGCUCUUCCCCACGAUCUCAGAAGGCGAGCACGGAAAUUUCGAGGAGUUCCGCUUCACCUGCAACUGUAUCAAUGCCUCAGACUCCUGGACCUCCGCAAACGACAAAGACACAUGGUCACCCACCUGUCUUGCACCAUCCUCAACCGUCAGCCCCUAGGUCUCCUCUUAACAAUCAUGGCCGCGGUCAGUAUCCAUUUAACAUGAAUGGCCUUCCUGGCCUGGGUGUCAAUGGAGCUCCUAUGGGACCUGGCAUGAUGCCAAACAUGAUGCCACCCAUGCCCAUGUACCAAGGUCCACCUCUGGGGAACCAGCAGAGGUUUGCACCAAAUGGAAUGCAAUAUCCGCCAGGGUUUCCGCGACCAUAUCAAGGACACCAGAUACCAUUUGUGCCUCCCGGCCCAGGUCAAGUCCCAGGGAUCCCGAAUCCACAGCCAGUCUCAAAACCACCGCCACAUUCGCGACAACCAUCUGGCGAUGCUACAGGUCAACCAGCACCUAUCGCCCGACCUGGACCUAUUGCUCGACCCUCAAGUACCACUCCUGAUAAGCAAAAACAUCAACAAAAAUCACCGGAUGCAGAGCUCGACCAGCUAACUACCCAACUUGGAAGUAAGGCACUCUUGGACGAUUCAGAUGAGCCUUUCCUAGGGGCUCCUGAUGGGCGCAUGACCCUUCCUGCUCUUGGUCCACCGGGAUCCUCGAGAAUGCCUUUUGCAAGCGGGUUUGGAGAACCUAAACAAGAAGCCUUUGGCUUGGGCACUCCUGGCUGGGGCGGUUUCAACCCUGUUGUACCGGCGGCGGGAAAUUGGGGACCUCCUCCAAAUGCGCGUGCGAACGCCGGCUGGUCACAACCGCCCUUUGGAGCUAUUGGUAGCGGACCCCAGCCAAUGUCAAGGCCCCACCUUCCACGGCCGGUAUCCGUCAGACUCAUGCUAGUUCAGGCUUGUCGUCAACUAUCCAGUAUGCCUGGAGGAAGUCCGGACGGCUAUCACCCUGUGCAAAGUGUUGUUCGCCAAGUCAAUUCCAUCAAAGAUCCUAGCGAAGCGGUUGUGUCGAUGGAGGAGAUGUUGGGCAUUUGCGACACGGAAGGCAAUUCCCAGAAUGGUGGUGGCUCCUUUGAGGUAAUAAUCGACAAAACGAGGGGACAUGUCCUCAAAUUUGUCGAGGAGGCAUCCAAUCAGCCGAGGAAUAGCGUUGGCGAGAUUCGAAGUCCCAACCUAGGACAUAGUCAACAUGUUCAAACUAGUCCUUUUGGUGGUAUCGGGCAAAACAGCUUUGGGCCUCCUGGGAGGAGCUUUUAG